GAAUAGUAUUAGUUUGAACAUAAAGACAAAAUAUCCAUUACAAAGCAUGAUUAUUUGAUUUACACACGGAUCCUUAAUGUGACAUGAACGUGAAUUCGCUUUAGUGGAUAAUGAUUAUGAUGAUGAUGAUGAUUAUUAUCAAACAUUCAUGGUGUAUACACCAGGAACUUAUUAAAAUUAUAUAUUAGAUUUAUUCUGUUUGUUUUAAAAAUAUGACAACUUAAAAUCAUGUACAUUCUAUGUAAAGGUUGGAUAACUUUAAUAUUUAUGAGCUUAUUUAUUUGGAGAGCGAAUACAUAUAAAGCAGAACAAAUUAUACGUCGGGGUCCUGGUCAAGAUCCACAAUGUGCAGAUCCUUUAAUCAAAUCAAUUGAUACAUUUCCAGAUACUUCAUUUUCAUCUAGUAGUGUUUGGAAGAAUGCCACUGAUUUUCAACCAUUUCGGGCUAGAUUAACAGAAGUUUAUGGAAGUAAUGAGCAUACAAGUGGUUAUGCAUGGUGUCCAAAUACACAUGUUGAAGAUGGUCUACGUGAAUGGAUUCAAGCAGAAUUUUCACAUUUAGUCAUUAUUAGUGUUAUAUUUACAGCUGGACGUGGUGACGGAAAUGUAAAAGAAUAUAUGCCAAAUUUUGUUUUACGUUAUCAACGGGAAGAUAAUGGUGUAUGGUAUGAACAUGUAAAAACUGAUGGUACACGAGUCCUAAAAGCUAAUAAUGAUCCACGAAAUAUUGCUAGAACUACACUUGAUUCAGUAGUUAUUGCUAAACGUGUACGUAUUUACCCUUAUAGUCAUCGGUCAAGGCAACAAGUUUGCUUACGAUUUGCAUUGUAUGGAUGUGAUUUCCCAGAUGGUGUCAUAUCUUAUUCAAUGCCUCAAGGUGAUACUAUCACAUAUGGUCGACAAUUAUUAUUCGGUUCACCUUAUUCUACUAUUCCACAAAAUUUUCAAGAUUUAACUUAUGAUGGUCAAUUGAUUGAAUUAGAAAAUCAAUUAGUCGGUGGAAUAGGUCAAUUAAUGGAUAAUAUUGCCUAUUUAGGCAAUGUUACUCAACAUUCAGAUUCUCAUCCAGCUCAACCUGGUUUUCAUUUUAUUGGUUGGAAUGUUCCAAAUAAAAAUUUACGUAUUCUUUUUAAAUUUGAUGAAGUUCGGACUUUUAUUUGGUUACGUAUAUUUACAUUCGAUUCUGUCCCAUUGAAAUCACGUGUAUUUUCACAAGCUAUCGUUGAAUUCAGUAUGGAUGGAAAGAAUUUUGAUAAAUCCAUUGAAAUUUCAACUAAUCAUGCACGUCUAAUUGAUCCAAAUCAAAUUAAUCCAACACGAUUAUCUAUAUCUGAUAAUGAUAUACAAUCGUCAUCAUCAUCAUUAUCUAGAUUGAAAAGAGCAUCAAAUUCAAUGCACAAUGGAUUAAAUCAAGAUACUAUAAUUUAUAAUAAUCAUGAAUGGGAUGGUGCAUUAGUGAUACAAAUCCCAUUAGCCAGUUAUAGAGCACGUUAUGUUAGCCUGACUUUAACAUCAGCUGAUUCAUGGAUUUUAUUAUCUGAAGUACAAUUUAAUUCAACUAUUGUACAGCCUCAAUCUCUACUACCAUUAUCAUCUAAUGAAGAGAUUAAUAAUGGUAAUAAAUCACUUGAUAAUGCUGAUGAUACUUCAAACCAUUUAGAUAAUUCACAGAAGAAAUUAUUCAAUACAGAUGAAAAUUCAUUUCGUGCUUCUCCAAUAAUAGGUGAUCAUUCAGAAAUGUUAAAUAAACAAGAUAUAAGAAACCCUAAUAAACCCAUGAAUCCAGAAAUUCAUUCACCAAUAAGUGUUGGCAAUGAGAAGUCGCUUACAUCGAAUCAUGAAAUUCGUUCAGCUGAAGAUAAUCUUGGUAAUCAUAAUGAAAAGUAUUAUUCUACAUCUUCUUCGUCAACAUCAAUCUCAUCAUCGUCAUCAUCAUCAACGCAACUAUCUCAAAUUAUUGUCAUUGUAUCUUAUGUACUAGGCGCUAUACUCUCUUUAUUCAUUUUACUAGCUAUAAUAAUUAUUAUACAAAGAAAAUGUAAACAUUAUUUACAUUUUAAACAUCAAUGUUGUAAACAAUUAAAAGUUGAAACAACAGGGGGAAUUUCAUCGAAUCAAUCCGGUGGAUUUUAUUCACCAAUUUCUUUAAUUGGUACUUGUGGAAGUACUAAUCAUCAUCCUCAUGGAGUUAAUAGUUUAUUAAAUUAUAAUGUUGUAAAUACAAUGAAUAUACCGGAAGCUGCAAAACUUUUACAAUCCUUGUCUACAUUAUCACCUAAUACAAGAACAACGUUAACAACUACAACAACAGCUAAUUUUGUACAUAAUAAUAAUAACUGUUUACUGAAUAAUAGUGGAAAUGUUGGCGGUGUCGGCGUCGGCGUCAAUCAUGCUGUUCUACAUCAUCCAAAUAACAUAUUACAAUAUACUGUGAAUAAUAAUAAUAGUAAUAAUUUAGCCACAGAAAAUAACUCAAUCAUUGUAAAUAAUAACAAUAAUCGAUUAUUCGGUACAACAUGUGCUAAUAGUAUUGCUGGGGUUGGGGAUGGCCGUAUAAGUAAAUUAGAUUAUGCAUCUACAAUUGGUCAACCCCUACCACCUCCACCUCCCCCCUCACUAUCAAAUGGUUUAUUACUGCCUUGUAUACCUCAAACUGGUGUUGUUGUCGGUGGUAUUGGCAUGAACCAUCAUAAUCAUGUUGAAACAACUGAUCAGCAUCAUCAUCAAAUCAUUGAACAACCAACAAGUAUGUAUAUACAAACUAAUGCUGCUAAUCGAUUGACUACUACUACUUCAUUGGUUGGAAAUGAUUUGAAUAGUUUAAAUGGAAUGAGUCCUGAAUAUGCUAGUGCAUCUAUAUUCGGUUUCACACCACCACCAUCGGAUCUAUCAGAUGGAGCAUCUAUUCAUUGUGGAGAGAAUAAUAAUAAUAGUGGUAAUAAUAAUAUUCCAUCGAAUUAUUACCGUCCAAUUAUUUCAAGACUUGGUAAUAAUCAACAUCAUCCAAUAUCUGGUUUGAUGCCUAAUUUAAAUCCCAAUUACAAUGGACCUCUUAGUACAUUAUCGAAUACAGGAGGACCAACUUAUGAAAUGCAUACAAAAAUGCAUAUUUUAUCUAACGACAUAAUCAAUAAUAAUAAUAGUAAUAGUGAACAAUUUUAUUCAUCAACCGUAAAUCAACCAAAUGCUUCAACAGGAUUUUUAUUUCUUCCACGUUCACAAAUUGGAAAUUUUGGAGGAGGCGAAGGUGGCACCAUAAUGAAUCGAAUGUCAUUUCCUACUAAUCAAUUUCCACAGUUAAAUCAUAAUGGAUUUAUAUCUGUAACAAGUGGAGAUUUAUAUAAUAUCUAUCAAACAACUGGAAUAAAUCUACCAAUUCAAUCAAAUUUACAGACAUCUCUACAACAACAACAACAACAACAACAACAACAGCAAAUGUACUGUCAACAACAACAGCCAAGUGAAUAUAAGUUUAUUAAACAAUCUGAUGGUAAUACAACAUGGCAAUUAGCAUCAACAUUAUCGAAUAAUCGACAAUCAAUGAUUAUCAAUUCGACACCUCCGCAGAUAUCACCAUUCACCGAACAAUGUUUGGAUUCUUCAUGGACUGGUACCGUAAAUAAUAAUAAUAAUAAUAAUAAUAAUAAUAAUAAUAAUAAUAAUAAUAAUAAUUCUCAUAGAAUAACAAAUAUGACAGAUACAAAUAUAAUGGGUACAAUGAAAGCUAACUAUUUUCUCCCUAUUAUGAAUACUUCAACUACACUAAAUAAUAAUAAUAAUGAUAAUAAUAAUAAUAAUCCUAAACAUGAUGAACAACAAGCUGCACAGUCAUAUUUUCUUGCAAAUCAUCAACAAGGGAAACAGCAACAAAUUACUUAUCCUUCAUUUCCUCCUCCACCGCCAAGAAUACUUACUUCAAUAAAUUCAGGGAUAAUAUCAACUACAUCACCAUCAACAACCAUUACAUCACAGACAUCAUCAAAUGAACUAAAUUUUUCUUGUAGUAGUCCAGUUAGUGCAACAGUGGCAAUAACAACAAUGUCAACAGAAUCUGGAGCUACGAAUGGGGAUGGAGGUGGUGGUUAUACAAUAAUUGAUGAAAAUACAAUAUCUGAUCCUCCUGUACCAUUUUAUUCUGUAUGUUUAUGA
Schistosoma rodhaini is the source of this 4149-nucleotide messenger RNA. The record is from the annotation of a GenBank genome assembly. Lineage: Eukaryota; Metazoa; Platyhelminthes; Trematoda; Strigeidida; Schistosomatidae.